GAGAGGAAAAAGGGAGGGAGGAAAAGUGAAUGUUUACAUGGUGAAUUUAUGAAUGACGUCGAGAGUGAACGAAAGAAAGGUGUGGCCUGAUUAAAGAUCCAGAAAGAGCGAGAGUUUGUGUGCUAGUUUGAAAUGAGCUGUCAUCUUUUUGCUGGCUUAGCGGUGCUCAGAUAUCUUUCCUGCUCAGUGCAGACAGAAAUGCAGCAUUGCUGGGUAUCAAAAUGUGGGAUGGUGCCUUGAGAACAACAGCUUGAUGGGUCAGGGCUGAAGGAGUGUGGGAGGUCUUUGACAGAGUGUUAGGAUGGCAACUGAAGCUUCUACCCUCCCAAGUCCUGUGGUGCGUCAGAUCGACAAACAGUUCCUGAUUUGCAGCAUCUGUCUGGAUCGCUACAACAAUCCCAAGGUCCUUCCCUGUCUUCACACCUUCUGUGAAAGGUGUCUGCAGAACUACAUUCCUGCCCACAGUCUGACUCUGUCUUGCCCCGUGUGCCGUCAGACCUCCAUCCUGCCGGAGAAGGGUGUGGCGGCACUUCAGAGUAAUUUCUUCAUCACCAACCUGAUGGAGGUGCUAAAGAGGAGCCCAGACACUAACCUCAGUGAGGACUGCACUGACGCUAUCAACGGAGUGGCCACUGGACAACCACUCUCCUGUCCCAAUCAUGGAGGAAAUCUAAUGGAGUUCUACUGUCCACCAUGUGAGACAGCCAUGUGUGAGGAGUGUACUAGUGCCGAACAUGCAGAACACGCCACCGUCCCGCUCAAGGAUGUUCUAGAACAGCACAAAGCCUCGCUACAGGAGCAGCUGGACGCCGUCAAAAACAGACUGCCAGAAAUUGACUCUGCGCUGGAGGUUUUGUCUGAUAUUCUACAGCAACUGAGCAAUCAGAAGAGUUCAAUAGAAGAAGUGAUUCAUACAACUUUUGAGGAGCUUCAGAAGACCCUAAACGUACGCAAAAGUGUUCUGCUGAUGGAGCUGGAGGUCAACUACGGACUCAAACAGAAGGUGUUGCAAGCCCAGCUGGAGUCGUUGCUGCAGGGGCAGGAGGGCAUUCGCAGCAGCUGCAGUUUCACAGAGCAGGCUCUUAAUCACGGCUCGGAAGCUGAAGUCCUAUUGGUCAAGAAGCAGAUGAGUGAGCGUCUUGAUGAGCUGGCAAGUCAGGAGCUCCCACUUCGGCCAGAGGAGAACAGCCAGCUUGACUUCUUGGUGGAGACCGACGGUCUUCGCAAAUCCAUCCACAACCUUGGUGUUAUAAUAACCACCAAUGCUGUUGCUGCAGAAACUGUUGCCACCGGUGAAGGCCUGAGGCAUUGUAUCGUGGGGCAGCCUACUUCUGUGACCAUAACAACAAAAGACAGAGAUGGAGGAUUGUGCCGGACAGGAAAUGCUCUGCUAAUAGCUGAUCUUUCUGCCUCUGAUGGCACCGUAGUGGGGGAAGGUGAAGUCACAGAUCAUAAAAAUGGCACUUAUGAGUUUGUAUACACAGUCCCGUGUGAGGGCCGCUUCACGCUCUCGCUAAAGCUCUACGAUCAGCCUAUUAGGGGCAGCCCGUUCAGCAUACGUGCCAGAAAAUUGACCGACAUCUCCCUGACUGCAGACGGAGGCAAGAAACGUCUCAAAUCUCCAGGAAGUAGCCAUGUGAAACAGCUUGCCAUCAAGCGCCCCGCCAGCAUGUACAGCACGGGCAAACGGAAAGAAAACCCAAUUGAAGAUGACCUCAUGUUUCGAAUUGGAACUAAAGGCAGAAAUAAGGGUGAAUUCACCAAUCUGCAGGGAGUUGCUGCUGCUUCUAUUGGCAAGGUCCUGAUAGCGGAUAGUAAUAAUCAGUGUGUUCAGAUAUUUUCAAAUGAUGGACUAUUUAAGAGUCGUUUUGGAGUGAGGGGCCGAUCACCAGGACAGCUUCAACGGCCAACUGGUGUUGCUGUGCACCCUAAUGGUGACAUCAUCAUUGCUGACUAUGAUAACAAAUGGGUCAGCAUUUUCUCCUGUGAUGGCAAGUUUAAGACUAAAAUUGGCUCAGGGAAGCUCAUGGGUCCUAAGGGUGUAGCGGUUGAUAGAAAUGGCCACAUCAUUGUGGUUGACAAUAAAUCCUGCUGCGUCUUCAUUUUCCAGCCCAAUGGAAAACUUGUAUCUAAGUUUGGAAACCGAGGCAACAGUGACAAGCAGUUUGCAGGUCCACACUUUGCCGCAGUGAAUCAAAAUAAUGAAAUCAUUGUGACUGAUUUUCAUAAUCAUUCUGUAAAGGUGUUCAGUCCAGAGGGUGAGUUCCUACUGAAGUUUGGGUCAAAUGGCGAAGGAAAUGGGCAGUUUAAUGCACCAACAGGUGUGGCAGUAGAUGCCAACGGCAAUAUUAUAGUGGCUGACUGGGGCAACAGCCGGAUACAGGUGUUUGACAGCAGUGGAUCCUUCCUGUCCUAUAUCAACACCUCCGCAGACCCUCUGUAUGGCCCACAAGGACUGGCUCUGACCUCAGAUGGCCACAUUGUGGUGGCAGACUCUGGGAACCAUUGUUUUAAAGUAUACCGUUAUCUACAAUAGCACUCUCAUCUCUAAAAAUAAAUACUUGCACUUUUUCCUUAAAGCUGCCGCCCCCUUGUGCCAAAUGGGACCCUCAUAUUGCAUUGCAGUUGUGUUGUUGUGGCUCCAUUUGUGACACCCUCACCUUGGACGGAAGAACAGACUCUGUACCCUGAUCGUGGUUCUUUGGUUUUGAAGUAUAAAGGAAUAACUUUUCCAGAAAUACAAAUUCUGUCAUUUAGCCUCAGGUUGUCUCAAACCACUAAGGAUUUCUUUCUUCUGUGGGAUGUAAAAGGGAAUUCUCUUGAAGAAUAUCCUGGCCUUUCUUGUAAUUAAAGAGUCUUGUAACCAUAAACGGGUUCCAAGCCAUACAAAGGCAUUGUGGGAGGAAAAGAUCAAAACCUUCCUGGUUGCUUUAACUCUUAAAUCUAAAAUGUUGCCAUUAAUUAUGUUGUUAAGAGUCUCAGAGAAAAGGAAGAUAAGCAAUGUAAAUAUAUAUUAAUAUAUUUAGCAUAUAAAAUAUUGUAAUAUAAGAAAACUAAUACAUAUCUCUCUCAUUCACUUUUAUUAUGUAAAAAAGAAAUCACCUUUUGUGCUCCAUGGAAGAAAGUCAGAGUGAUUUGGAACAACACGAGUGAGAGUAAAUGACAACAGAAAUGUAAUUCUUGGUUGUAAGUUAUGCAGUUCUUCACCUUUGACUCAAAAACUGCUACACAUUAGGGAAAACAUUCAUGUUUCUACUGUAUGUUGAAAAAUCUGAAUGUUCAGAUGAUUAAAAAGGGAACUCUUCAAAGCAUUGGCAUGCAUAAUAAGAAUGCAAGUAAUGCGAUUCCAAACUAAUUUUGAAUUUGUAUAUCUGCACAACAAAUAGACAAAACCCCCAAAACAAAUCUCUAUGGUGGGCUAGUAUCAAUAAUAUUUGACCUAUGUUUAAAAGUGAUGUCAGGAAUAUUCAUAAAAUAUGCAACAAUAUACGUGCUUCUUUGCUAUUGACUGUGAUGUGCACAACUGUGGUUGGUACAAUGUUCUUAUAAUGCAAUUAAGUCUCUUGAGUCACCCAUAUUAUGCAAGGAACAUCACUUGAUAUGCUUUUUAGAUUGUAAACAAAAUUUCCUUUUUUAAUAUCAUUGCACUGUUCAUUUAAAAAUCAGCCGUGGUCAUUUCUCUAAACCAUAAAUGUUAAUGUGUUGUUCAGAGAAACAAUAUCACAUGCUCAAAUCACCAGAUGCACUUAGUGAUUUAGCAACACAAAAAAUAUGUAUAGUGCUGUUAUUAAUAAUAGCCCCCUGGUUAAAUGUUUACCAGAAGACAUGCAUUAUAAUUACUAAUCUUCAUGUGUUCUGAGAGUGGUUGUGUUGUGUUGUUGACAAACCAACCAUGUUGUGUGUUCAUAUUCAUAAUGCUUAAAAAAAACGAAAAAGUGCCCAGGGUUCUUUUCAAGUGUAUUUAUGCCACACACACAGAUAAAUCUUCCUUGUCUUAUGUCCGUUCUCCUGUACAGUUGGAUUGUCAUACACAGGGAACUAUUGCUGCUUGUUUGCACAAAAUACACAAUAUAUUACAUGAUGUACAUUCCAAAAUGUAUUUCUCCCCUUUAUAUCCACAAACCUGCUUUUUUUUGUAGCAUUAAAGCUUGCAUUUUACUUCUUUGUUGUAUUAUCACAUGAAAAGACAUGCAACCAAUUACGCUUUUACAUUUGUAGAUCUUAAUGCCACAUUCAGGUGACAUGUUAUAUCAUUUUUUGCACAGCACAUAAAUAAACUAUUAUUUGAGAUGUUUUGGAUAUAUUCUAGUCAUUAAUUGACUAAACACAGACCUAUAGAAAGAUUGUGUACUUAAUUUUAUAAGGAUGCGUAAUUUGUUCCAUGUUGUACUUUGAUUAUGAAAGCAAGCUAGAACCUCAGAUGGAAACUUAGUACAAACCCUUGGAGCACUAGAAAUACAGUAAAAUGGUCUACUGUUUUUACUGAGUGAACUGAGUCAGUUUGAUAACACAGUUGACUAUGAGCCUUAAUUCCCAGUCAAGAACACCUUCUCCUGAGCCAUUCAUCAAUUCACGAUUCAUUUCAUGUCCGUGUUUCGAUUUGCUUAAAAUUGCAAAAACUAAUAGAAGGGACAUGAAGGCAGGGUACAUUUUUAUAAUGAAUGG
Sinocyclocheilus grahami is the source of this 4665-nucleotide messenger RNA. It is a transcript of the gene trim2a, whose product is annotated as tripartite motif containing 2a. NCBI's taxonomy places the organism in Eukaryota, Metazoa, Chordata, Actinopteri, Cypriniformes, Cyprinidae. Gene Ontology annotation, molecular function: zinc ion binding; protein binding; ubiquitin protein ligase activity. Gene Ontology annotation, biological process: proteasome-mediated ubiquitin-dependent protein catabolic process; protein polyubiquitination. The transcript is spliced from 12 exons. The record is from RefSeq and is a predicted model, not a curated record. Bases 302 to 2536 code for a protein of 744 amino acids.